AUGGCUCCCGAAAAGAAAAGAAGAAAUAAACGCAAGAGCAGGACCGCAGAAGUUUCUUCCGCCUCUUCCUCAUCCGAAAAUGAAAGUGACAGCGUUGUCUCAGACGUCGCUCCAGAGCCAGAACCCAAGAAGCAAAAACAAAGCAAGCCAAAGACCAAGAGCAUGCCAACAGAAGACUCGGCUGCUGCAAACGAACACGUCUCGGUCCCGGAACGCAAAGUAAACAAAAGCUCCGAUCAGGCUUUUGAGGAAUUCUAUCUCCGACAAGCAGCGCAGGAAUUCGCCAAUGAUCUUGAUAAGCUACGCUCAGCUGGAGAUUUCAGUGCGAAGAGUGUGCCGAUGUUGAUUGCGGCACUCAAGCAGGGCUCUGCCUGUUUUGGUGCGGAGGAGAAGGCGAGAGUUGCCGGCGCUGUUAAGGGAUGA
Ramularia collo-cygni is the source of this 423-nucleotide messenger RNA. RefSeq lists its product as uncharacterized. The record is from RefSeq and is a predicted model, not a curated record. Gene Ontology annotation, cellular component: preribosome, large subunit precursor. NCBI's taxonomy places the organism in Eukaryota, Fungi, Ascomycota, Dothideomycetes, Mycosphaerellales, Mycosphaerellaceae. Gene Ontology annotation, biological process: ribosomal large subunit assembly. The transcript has 2 exons. Bases 1 to 423 code for a protein of 140 amino acids.